AUGUGCCGUCCGGCCGGCCGGACGGACGGACGUGACUCAGGCGGUAGCACCCCGGGCGGAUUUUCCUUCUAAAAAUGGGCUAAAAUUCCCGGUCUUUCAAAAAAUUGCAAAGGUGCGCGCCUGGCCCCGUCCGCCCUCUGUUUCCUGUUGCCGCCUCCUUGUGUGGGCCCUGUUUCGAUUCCGAAGCGCCAACAGGCCCCCGCCCCUGGUGUUUCGGCUUGGCGGUUCCCCCGGUUCCCUUUGUCUCUCUCACUCGCGCCGGGCGCGCAGAAAUUUUAAAAUUUAAAAAUUCGCCCCGUUUUCGGGGAAAACAAAUUUUGUUUGGCAUUCCGGUUGUCGGCCGGUCGGGGUGUGUUGCAUGCGCAUGGUGGCCGUGCAAGGGGUUGUAGGGUUAUGUCGCAGGUAGGACAGUUUCGGGGGAAGCGUCGCCACACCUUACUCGUGUUCCCCCCGAACACAAGUUAGGUGUGUUGCAGGAGUAGAUGACGCUUUGUAGGAGACGGCGUUCGAGCCUGGUGUUGGA
Messenger RNA from Amoebophrya sp. A120, 523 nucleotides. NCBI's taxonomy places the organism in Eukaryota, Dinophyceae, Syndiniales, Amoebophryaceae. The record is from the annotation of a GenBank genome assembly.